CCCAGCUUCCCUCACGCGCAUGCAGGGGCCGGAAUGCCUUCCCUUUACCAGCGUGUAGUUUUUACAACUGUAGCGUAGAGCUAACUCCUUCAUUUAAAAACAUGUCGGAGUUUAAAGUGAACUCCAAGUUCGCGGAAAAAUAUGAUAAAUAUCGUCAGAAAGAAGAGUUACAGAGACUGAAGGAUCGAUACGGAGACGAUGAGAGCGAGUCGUCCGAGUCCAGCUCCGGGGACAGUGAAGUGGAACUGGACCCUGAAGUCGAGAGGGACUUCUACAGGACGUUGUCGCUGCUGAAGAAGAAAGACCCCAAGAUCUACCAGACGGACGCCAAGUUCUACUCGCAAAAUGCGUCCACCAGUGAUGAGAAGCCUUCAACCUCGAAGAAAGCGGUGAAGCCCAUGUAUCUCAAGGACUAUGAACGUAAAGUCAUACUGGAAAAGGAGGGUAAAUUUGAGGAUGACGACAACAGUGACGAUGAGGAGGCAGCCAGGAGAUUAGAGAGAGCUGCCUCUCCGAGCUACAUUCAGGAGCAGCGGGAGCUGAAGGAUGGCUUUCGUAAAUUCAUCCAGGACAGUGAGGAUGAGGAAGAAGAUGCCAUCGAGGGAGCUGGACGAUCAGAGUUUCUCACCAGGAGGAUCAAAACGCAGGAGGAGAAGGAUAACGAGGAGGCGGACUAUGUGGACUGGCUGAAAGGCCAGACUGACCUCGAGGGUCCAGAGGAGGUGAAGGACAUGAAAUACUUAAGGGACUACUGGAACGACCCAAAGUUGGACGAGAGGGAGUGUUUCCUGAGAGACUACUUCCUCAACAAGGGCUACCUAGACGAGGAUGCUGAGGAUGGCAAUGAACGGAUCCCGACGUAUGAGGAGGUGGUGCAGGAUGAUGUGGAGGACUCCGAGGAGGAAGGGGAGACUUUCUUGGCACGGCAGGAGGAUUUUGAGAGAAGCUACAACUUCCGCUACGAAGAGCCUGACGCUCAGAAGAUCAAGACCUACCCCCGCAGCAUCGCCACGUCGGUGCGCUCCAAAGACGACCGCAGGAAACUCAAAAGGGAUGAAGUGAAAGAGAGAAAGGAUAAGGAGAAAGAGCAGAAACGGGAGCACCUGAAGCAGCUGAAGAACUUGAAGCGAAAUGAGAUUAUGGAGAAGCUGAAAAAGCUUCAGGAGCUGACAGGCAACGAGCAGCUCGCCUUCAAUCAGACCGACCUAGAGGGAGAGUUUGAUCCACAGCAACAUGACCAGCUAAUGCAGAAAUUCUUCGGUAAUGAAUACUAUGGUGGAGAAGAAGAGGAAAAGCCUCAGUUUGAUGAUGACGAACUUGAGGAGCCCUGGAACUGGGACACGUGGACGGGAGAGGAUCGAGAGGAGCACCACCGUGAGGGCGGAGACGAGUAUGGCGCCUCUGAGCCCCACUGCGACGAUGACAACUUCAUUAUGGAUGCGGACUACGACCCCAACCAACAGACUGCCUCCCAGACGAAAAAGAAGAAGCAAAAGGAGAGGAAGAAGAUGAAGAAAGAGGAUUUGCCACAAAUGGGCAAAAGGAGAAAAAAGUCUCACUUUGCUGAAGUCGUCACCAAAAGCAAGCCGGUGUUUGACCCACAGGAGAAGAGCUUUGAGCAGUACUUGGACGAGUACUACAAGCUGGACUACGAGGACAUCAUAGAUGACCUCCCGUGCCGGUUUCGCUACAGGCAGGUCCUGGCCAACGACUUCGGCCUGAGCACCGAGGAGAUUUUACACGCCAACGAUAAGGAGCUGAACACUUGGUGCUCUCUGAAGAAAACCUGCAUGUUCAGGUCUGACCAGGAAGAGAAGAGUGAUUUAAAGAACUAUCAAAUCAAGGCCCAGAAUGAGAAGAGGAAGCGAGAGAUUCUGAGCUCUGUGUAUUCUGAGGAAGAUAAAGAACUGGAUGAGGCUAAGACCACAGUAGGGAAGAAGCGAGGCAAUCGUCUGAAGGAUGGAGAGACGCGAGACGGCGCAGCAGAGGACGGCGACGCCACCUCCAUCGUGGACUCCCCAGGAGGGACACUGGCCCAUGCUCUCGGAGAGGCAGGGGACGAGGAGGAGAUUCUCGUACCCAAGAAGAGGGUAAAACUGGAAGAGGAGGCCCAGGUGGCAGUUACCGCUGUGGAGGCAGCAGACAAAGCUGAGGUGAAAAUCAGGAACGAGAGGCCAAGAUGGCCCAAGAGGAAGCCCAAUGCCACCGGGGGAGGCCUCGGGUCAGGAACGCAGGGGGUGACGAUCGGUGGCCGGGAGUUCAGCAGACAGAGACUGAAGGCCUACGGGCUGAACCCCAAGAGACUGUUCUUCAGACAGCUCGGCAGACAGAGACGAAAAGAACGGGAGAAGGAGGAGAAGCGGAAAAGCAAGGAGUGAGCCACCAUCUCAUAGUUAACUGUCGACAGUACAAUCUGUAGAUUGUUAUGGUCCAAUAAUUAAACUCAUUAUAAAUAAUGUACUUCCAAGUUUUAAUUAAAAAAAACAAUGUUGAAA
This is a messenger RNA of Cyclopterus lumpus (lumpfish), 2495 nucleotides long. It is a transcript of the gene kri1, whose product is annotated as KRI1 homolog. The record is from RefSeq and is a predicted model, not a curated record. Gene Ontology annotation, biological process: endonucleolytic cleavage in ITS1 to separate SSU-rRNA from 5.8S rRNA and LSU-rRNA from tricistronic rRNA transcript (SSU-rRNA, 5.8S rRNA, LSU-rRNA). Gene Ontology annotation, cellular component: 90S preribosome; nucleolus. Bases 102 to 2378 code for a protein of 758 amino acids. NCBI's taxonomy places the organism in Eukaryota, Metazoa, Chordata, Actinopteri, Perciformes, Cyclopteridae. The transcript has 18 exons.